Cooperia oncophora is the source of this 564-nucleotide messenger RNA. The record is from the annotation of a GenBank genome assembly. Lineage: Eukaryota; Metazoa; Nematoda; Chromadorea; Rhabditida; Trichostrongylidae.
AUGUUAUGGUACCAAAAUAUCGCAACAUUGCUGUCGCAGUUCGUUCUUCCUCUCCUUGUGCUAUGUGUUCUGAAUUUACAAGUAGCGCGCACGAUUCUGCGGGCCACAGAACAACGACGUGAACUUGUAGCAUCUGAGAAACGUGAACAUAGUACAGCCAAAAUGAUGAUUUUCGUCGUCAUAGUAUUCCUUGUGUGCUACACGUUCUCAUUCAUUCUCAACGUCGCCGAGAUACUAUUUUCGGCGUUGUUUCGACAUCCAAUAGGAUACUUAUUGAAUGAUAUCAAUAAUAUACUGGUAGUAGUGAACACAUCAUCGCCCUUUAUGUUCUAUGUGAAAUACUCAACGAGAUAUCGCAAUCAGCUUCGUACGAUAUAUGGUAUUCGAUGGAUAUGUGCACGGUUGAAAUUCACCAAACGGAAGCGAAAGCAGAAACGAUCUAACGAACGCCUGGGCCCCCUCAAUAUUCGGGGUAAAAUCGUUCGAGAAGUGCCGACUUGCAUAACAAGUAUAGAGAACGGAUUUACGGUGCUAGAGGAAAACACGACAAAGGAAAAAUCAUGA